This is a messenger RNA of Chondrus crispus (carragheen), 4389 nucleotides long. RefSeq lists its product as hypothetical. Gene Ontology annotation, cellular component: replication fork protection complex. Gene Ontology annotation, biological process: replication fork arrest; DNA repair; DNA replication checkpoint signaling. NCBI's taxonomy places the organism in Eukaryota, Rhodophyta, Florideophyceae, Gigartinales, Gigartinaceae. Gene Ontology annotation, molecular function: DNA binding. The record is from RefSeq and is a predicted model, not a curated record. The transcript has a single exon. Bases 1 to 4389 code for a protein of 1462 amino acids.
AUGGUUGAUGCAAAGGAUGGACCUACUGCAAAGCCGAAGAGCAUGCGAUGCACCCCAAUCGAGGUCGUCCACGUCACUCCGGCUCUGCUUUUGUCCCACGUCAAUCCAGAAAUUUUUCAGAAAUUAGAUCUGCGAUCUAAUGUCAGAAUGGUGACAGCCUUGCGACAAAAACCAAAACACACAUUUGGCGCGAAAAAGAAAGUGGGUCGGCAUCCACAACAACUCAACUCUGGCAUCCGCUUCCCACUUCCCAGUCGUAUAGACACUCGCCACCACCACGGUACGACACCCGUUCCUUGGUCUUCGCGCCACCUCCACUCAACAAAAAUGAAGGAAGAAAACUCCAUCUCUGCGGCGACUCUCAAUAACAAGACCCUUCGUGCUUUGUCCCAAGUUCUCCAGGACAUCCGCACAACCGUCUCGCAUUCCUCCCUUCCAGGAAUCUCACCACUGGCUGUUGUUGACGACACUGCAGUCGACGCCCUCAAGGAUCUCUUCUACACCGUCAAUUCGGAAGACCCGCUAAAUGCUAUGCCAGUUCGCCGCCUCAUCGGCGAGCAACACAUCGUCAAAUCAGCUCUCUUACCCCUCGUUGCAGCCAUCGACGGAGAUCCGACUAGUCAUCGAAAACGCAAACGCUGGAGUGUCUGUGUCUACCAGACUUUGCGAGUCCUCUCCGUCUUGUCGAUACCCAUUACAAAAGACAACGAAUUUCUCAGGCCGGGCUGCAACCUCGAUUUGCAUUUUCACAAAUUUCGCGCCGAUAUCGCCUGUAACCGUCCCGCCCUUCACGCUUUCGUCUCCCUUUUUCAAUACUACAUUGAUCGCAAAGCAGAAAAACAGGAUGCCUUGGCCCCUGCCAAAGAGUCGCAGCUUGAGGAUGCGCGAAUUGACAACAUCCUUUGCUUUUUUCGCAACAUUUUGUCCCCCCCUCGUGCAGAAGUUGGAGAUGACAUUACUCUACGGGAUAAGGGCGUUCAUCUGGCCCUUGUGGGUUCUUUGGUUGACUCAGACUUCUAUUCCACUAUUUCUAUUCUAUUCUCGUCCAAGGAGGAUGCUGCGGCGCAGUACACAGAUCUUGUAUUUAUGGUCUCGGACAUCUAUGCACAGACCUACAGACAUAGCAGCCCUCGAGAAAUGCACACAUUCUACAAAAAUAAGCGCUGCAAAGAAAGUUUUAUCGAUGUAGUGGAUGAACACUCAAAGAAGGGGCUUUCCACAUCCACUAUGCCGAAGAGCGUUUUUGACGAAACACCCGAAGAGUCAACCCUCAAGUCCACAGCCCAGGGCCAAGAGUUAGUCAGUAGCAGCGGUCCUGGGAUUGGAGUUCCCCAAAAGCAUAAAAAACAAGCGGUAUCAAGAACUAAGACAUCCAAAAUUCGAGAUGCUCUUCAGCGAGAACGGGCUUUCAUCGGUGGAUCUCGUGCCAUCACUAAAUCUGCGAGGUGGUCAAGUCGUUUUUCUGGGGGGCUCAUUGCCAAAUCCGCAGCCCGUCAAAACUCAGCAAACCAAGCCCCCUCUAUCCCUGCAGGAGACACUGACGCAACCAAUCGUUCUAGUUUGGUCUUGAAUGUUGCUUCAAAGAGGGUUGUUUCGGUUCGCAAUGCUAUUCAAUCCAAACCAUCGCUCAAUCCGAGGCGGUCAUUCCAGGAGGCGGUGAAGAUAAAUUCUGACAUUCUUUGCAGGGUUGCCGUUAAAGGUCGGACCCAAACCAUGAAAUCGCAGAAACACAAGAGCUUUCUCGCUGAUGUUAUGCGCAAAGAUCUACAAGAGGAAGGCCUGAAGGGUAUGUCGACUCUAACGGUGGAGCUAAUCGACGUUUGCUUUCAAUACUUACUGCCUGAGUUGCGGCAACGAAUUGAAGAAACAAAGACACGAUCUUUCGGUGACGAAGCUGAAGCCGUUAUGAGAUCCCAGCGCUCCCUUGUGUCUCUGUUGGGCUCGGUAGUAGGUUUCCAGCGCGAGCGUUAUGGCAAAGUCUUCAAAGACACGUCCGGUGCAAGCAAGCCGGCAUUAUCUGAAGUGCACGAAAAUUGUAUGAAGUCAGUUCUGGCUUCAGAUUUCAAGAUCAUGAAGACCGAAUGGAGAGCUGUAGAGGCAGGGAUUGAACUAGACACGUUUCGUCUCGUCUUUCGCAUCCUUAUCGAAUCAUGCGAGUCCGUGAAGAGUGAUUCCAAGGAUGAUAAAAAGGUUCGAGACGUAGAAUUGUCAACGUUUGCGAUUCUGCAGAUGAUGAAAAUGCUUCAAGGUAUGGCUUCGAAGAGGAACGCUGCCAAAGAUGAGUUAGAUCAUCAGGGCAACGAGAACGAGCAAGAAGUGAAGACGAAUGACAGCAACUCAUUGACCCCCCGUGAGGUGGCCCUAAACACAAUUGAACAACUCUUCGAAGAACCAGCGUUUCUGAACGUGCCUGCAGAUCUUGCAAAAGAAUACUCCUCUAAGAUUUAUUCUUUCCGACACCUGAGCAAUAUCGUAGAAGUAACUCACGCGUUCACAACAAUUCUUUUGGAUGAACAAGAACUGGCUCAUCUGCAAGUUGCGAAGAAGAAGAGAGUGAGAAAAACAGCCAACCAAAAAGACGGAUAUUCCGUUGAAACUAAUGAAGAUAAGGCUAAGGAUUCGUCCGCAAGCGCUCAAAAUCUGCUUACGGAGGAAGUUAGCAAUCACAAGACCUCGAGCGUAGGUGAGCAGGCCGUCACAGAAGAGGGGACCGUGGGAGAGAUUUCUGUGGCUGGGCAAGGCAGUAAAGACAAGCCGGCAAAAGCUGAAAUUGAGUCCCAGUCGGGCAACCCUGUGAGGCCAGAGGGGCCCGCUGAUGAUGACUUAACGACUUCAAAGGAAGAUCUCUUAUCUUCUCAAAAAGCCGAUGAACAGGUAAAUCUCGCAGAUAGGGCAACAGCGGACAUUGUUGGGGAAGAAAGGGCAGAACCACCGGACGAAACCAAGUCGGACGAACCGGAAUUGCAGGAAGUGGAGAGUAUUGGAAUCAUAAGGAGAUUUGCUCACGCCAAAGCUCUGCAAACUUUACUGUUGCCUUUAAGGGCAGCAGUAUGUAAUGCCUCAUCACUGGCUGGAACAAUUCACAACGUUCCUGAGGGAUCUGGACCACUUCUGGCUCCAACUGUUGUUGCCAAGAGCGCGCAUGUUGUUGCUGCUGUGUGGAGAGUUGCCAAAGUGAAAGAACGAGGUGCGAUGUGUGGUCAAUUUUUCACGUUCGGCACCAUGCACUUGCUUGGUAUUGUCUUAGAGGCGAUGAACACCGGAAUAGUCCUACACGAUUCCGUGCUAGAGCGUUUCUCAGUCUUUGCUAGGGACGCCACGAGGAGCUUCUUCUCAUGGCUCGCUCUGAGCCCCGGUCUCACACUUGACGUGUUCUUUCCAAUGGACAAAGGUAGUUGCCACCAAUACAUGACGUCUGCGAGACAAAGAGAUGCUGUACUUAACGACUCGAAUGGAGCCUUCGAUUCCGGAAACGAAUCCGACGUCUCUGCUCUCGUGAUUAACCAUCCCGGCAAUCUCGAUUUUGAAGAAAGCGAAAGAAGAAAUUCUGAAAGGAAGCCCAGAAAAAGGAAGGGGAACCAGCAGUUCCGAAAAAAAGUGGUUGAGAGACGGCGCGAACGUGCUGUAAUAGGGGAGGACGAGGACGUAGAUGAUCUUGAUAACCUCAACCUAGGAAAUGGAUUUGAGUCAUCCGAGUCAGAGCCAGAACAUGACGACACACCUCUCCCAGACAAGGAUUCUGCGAAGGAAAAGGUUGUAGCAGAUCCCCAGAGUGAAAAAGAGGUACCAUUCUGUCGACUUCGGGCUGCAAAGAGGAGGCGCGCCUCACGAGAGCGCUUCGACCCAUUUGCUUCCGACGAUGAAGUUUUGGUGGGCAAAAUGCGCGGAAAGAGUCGCAAGAAGCCCAAGAAGGUAGAGCGAACGCGGAAAGAGAAGAAACAAAUCAAGCAGCCGGAAAGAGUCUUCUACAGUAGCGAUGAAUAUGCAGAAGGUGAUCUGAAUUUGACAGAUUCCGAACGGGAUGUCUCCCCACCAGGAGAGCUGGAUGGUCCUCGAGCCAAUCGCCGUAGACGUCAAAUUUCUCGGCAGACGAAUUCGGAGGAAUCAGAUGACUCUGGGGCUGCAUUGGAGAAAACCAUAGGAGAAGCAUUUGGGAAAGAGGCAUCGACCAAACAUAUCGAGUUGCACCACUCCAGUGCUGUCUCUGAAGAAAAUUCCAAUGAUGCAAACAGCGAUGCAGAGAAAAGUCCAGGCGUCAGGCUCGGGAAAGUGCAACUCAAGUCACAAAAUGGAACAGGCAAGACGCCAUCGACACCAGACUCGAAGCCGUCAUCAAGGCGACCAUUGAAGCGGCGCAGAGUUGUUCUGAAUGAUGCAGAUAGCGAAUAA